Gryllus bimaculatus (two-spotted cricket) is the source of this 228-nucleotide messenger RNA. The record is from the annotation of a GenBank genome assembly. Lineage: Eukaryota; Metazoa; Arthropoda; Insecta; Orthoptera; Gryllidae.
AUGCCCCAAAGUGCGAGCCACGAAGCUGCAAGUGAGUGGAAACGGUUCCUGGUGAUGUCGGCAGUAGCUUGGGGGCUGCCGUCUCUCAUGACAGGGCUAUGCGCCUACGCCUUUGAGAGGGACCAGCUCUUACGGAAGCGAGGACCCUCUCGCCCAGCAAACGCUUUGCUGGGCGAGCGCGCCCUCGACUCCCCGGGCAACGUGGCUCGAGUCUUCAGCGAACGAUAA